Nematostella vectensis (starlet sea anemone) is the source of this 1363-nucleotide messenger RNA. Its product is annotated as uromodulin. The coding region runs from base 92 to 919 and encodes 275 amino acids. Lineage: Eukaryota; Metazoa; Cnidaria; Anthozoa; Actiniaria; Edwardsiidae. The record is from RefSeq and is a predicted model, not a curated record. The transcript is spliced from 3 exons.
ACUAAUUAACGAAAAUCGUCCUUAUAACUCGAUGCGAGUCAUCAAGAUGAGACGCAACUCGGAAACUCGAUAGUGAAGGCGUAUCACGAAUAUGCGUUCGCAGUUCGAGUCUCUUCUCUCAGCCCUUCUUGUCUCAUUGCAUUUUCUCAUGGGCGUAGAGAGUCUACGCAAAAUCGGUGACUAUUUCAAUGAUAUUGACAUGAGCCGUGUGGAAAAUCAUCGGCUCAAUUUGCAACCAAGGGAAGUUGAAAAUGUCGAAGAGAGACUUGGCUGUAUAUUGGCCUGCUCAGGAAAGAACUGGUGCUAUUCUGUAAACUUUAAACACACCCCUGAAGAAGACGGAAAGUUUGUGUGUGAGCUUUUGACAGGGAACCGAAUAAAUAACUCUGCACUUUUCACCAAUAACAGCUCAUUUACACACUACGGAAUCAAGGAUCCUUGCAGCGCUACUCCAUGUCUGAAUAAUGGCAAGUGUGUUUUGCUGCCAGACUCCAUCAACUUUCAGUGCGAGUGUGCGGGAUUAUUCACCGGGAAACUUUGCGAGAAAGAAAUAGACUUCCCGGAAUGCGCCUCUUACACAACACUGUCUGAUGCAAGCCGCAACGUUAACUCGCCACAGACCACAAAAAUCUGCGACAGCGGGCUCGUGAAAAAGUGGUACCGUUUGGAAGGCGACGCUGGGACGGUCAUCCCAUCUGCCUGUCCCUCAAAACGUAUAUGCAACACUGAUGCAACUGGUUGGGUGAGCGGCAUGCAUCCUACGGUGGAAGAAGGAAUUGUAACACGUAAAGUUUGUUAUCACUGGAGCACUAAAUGCUGCAACUGGUCCAAUGACAUCAGAAUCCUUAACUGUGGCUCGUAUUAUAUCUAUGAGCUAAUAAGACCUCCGGUUUGUUCUUUGCGUUAUUGUGGCGAGUGAUCUAGGUGUUAGGGGGAUAGAAGGGCCCCACAGAGUUUGACCCAAAAAUUGUCGUCAUUAAUUUACCUUCGUAACGAUUUUGCAAUGAACAGACACAAUAAGAACAAAAAACAAAAGGCAGCCCAAGGGGAAUAAAAACCCCCUCUAACCCCCCUCACCCCCAAAAGAUCCGCUACUGGCCCCAUUUAGCUACAACUUUGUUAUAUUGCGAUAUUUUCCAUUGAAUGUGGUAUUUCUUGAAAAUUGCGGGCCAGGUACAUUGCCAUCAAGUAAUGUCCUACAUGAUAAUAUUGUUACUAAUUGGAAGUAAAUAUAAUUUGUAAUUUUGUUUUCUCUCGUAUUCUCGGCACCCACUAAAAAUAAGUCGUUAUGAACACUAAUAGAAUUGUAUUAUGACAUUUUGCAGUUUGAUUCUAUUGAUUAAAGUGCACAAAAAUUACCCAA